CGCUUGGUAGAGAAGUUGGUAUAUAAAGCUAAUGCAACCAACGCGCCAGCUACAGUAAAAGAAAUUGAUUUUAAUGAAAAACUUUAACGGAUAAAUUUAAAAUAAAAACGUACAAAUAAAACAAAAUUAAUUUGCAUAGUAAAUAAUGAAGUGAAUACAAGAAAAAAUAAUAAUAAUUACUAAAAGAAAAAAAAUAAAUUAAUUAACUAAUUCAAACAGCUUAAAAAGCUAAAAUAAUUAAAUUCAAAAUGAAGUUCUGUUUAAAAGUGAGUUUUUUAUGUUUGUUAUUUGUGACAGUGAUUGCGACUGAAGAAACUAACUCAACAAUAACAAAGAAAACAAAUAGCAAGGUUGCGGAAAAGCUAUCUUAUCCAAAAAAAGUUAGUUCUAUUAAAAAAAAUCCCUCGAAAACUUCUUUGAAAAAAAUAGCUGACAUAACCGAGAAAUUCAAUGAUCUGCCAGCCGAUGAUUUGGCAUUUAUUAAGGAAUUGGAUAAACAAUUUAAACUGCACGGUGGAAAAGUUAAAAUUAAAGUAGAAAAUAAAAAUGUCACCGAAUCAAAAAAUAGCAAAAGAACUAUAGAUGGAGAGUUGGGCUAUGGUUAUGCUCACAAUGGUUAUCAGUACAAUCCUCCCAAGUUCAUGUUUUAUCCAUAUUCCCAACAAAAUAUUGGCAAUAAGGCACCCAGUUACUUCCUAACAGGAGAUGGAAAAACUGAAGUGUCAAUAGAACCAUCAUAUUCAUACGAAUUGAAGACGCAAUCCUAUAUCACACAGAGUGGACCACAGAUAGAUGUACCUAAACCAGAACUUCAGCAACAAACGGAUCAUUUCCAGACACAACAGCACCAUGGCCAACAACAGCAUCAGUAUGAAGAACCAGUUAUUGUAUUGCGUAUACCAGGACCAGCUAAAUAUGCCACACAUUUGCAAAUGCUUUUGCAAAAAUAUUUAGAAAUAAGAGCCGCACAAUACUUGCGCAUCUUAGAAGAAGCAGAACAAAGAAACAAUCAGCAACAUCAGCUUCAACAAUUGGAUUACGGACAUGGAAAUACUGCAAUCAAUGAUGGUCAGGAAGAACUUGUUGAACACCAUCAAUCCCAUGUUCAAAUACCAGAGCAAAAUGAUUAUCAACAGCAAGUACAAUAUGAUCACCAAAUUGCUGUUACACCUCAACCAGUUCAAUACCCAGAAAUAGAUAAUGUCUACCAGAACUAUAAGCACAGACAUUCUUCACAACCCGAACAACCGUUACAAGAACAGCAGUCUUAUUAUCCCCCACAACAAGGUGGAGAAGAACAGCAGGCACCUCAGUAUCAACAUCAAAUACAAUAUCAGCCACAAGAACAACACCAAUACCAACAUCAGCCUCAAUAUCAGCAACAGGCACAAGAACAACCCCAGUUUUAUUACACUCACCAACAACAAUAUGCUCAACCUGAAGGCCCGCCAGCCAACACAUAUCAGCAUGUGUAUUUAAUGUCCAUGAUGCCCCAGGGACAUUCCGAUUAUGAAGCAUCUCAGGCUCAACCCGAAACACAACAACCUAUUUAUGUUCAAGAACAAACAAAUCAAAAUGAACACUCAUCAACAUUACCUGUAGCUGAAAAUAAUCCACGACCAUCACACACUAAGGUUGUUUUUACAAACAAAAAUGAUAACUCCGCUCAAGAUUACCAAAUGUACCAGUUACCUUCCAUAAAACCUAAUGAUAGACACACAGCCGCAUCAGUGCCAGAUUAUCAUCAAGAUUUCCAGCAACAAAAUCAGUAUCAAAAUUUACAAGAAAAUCAGAACCAACAGGAAAGUUCAACCAACUACCAGCAACAUUAUAACAAUGCGGAGCCGGCUAACCCCGAAGCAGCGCCCGUCACACAAAGACCAUAUAAUUACCAUGCCCAUAGCGUUAAAGCUCGAGCAAGAGGACGGACAGCACAUACAAGAAGAGCAGCUUCGGCAAAAGAGGCUGAAAAUGGACUACAAAAAAUACGCGAAUUCGUACGCGAAAAAUUAGGUGCCGAAACCGGUAGUGCUGUAGAAUUUAAAACAACUCAAGUGAUAGAUGGUUGAACUGUGGAUAGACUAAAUUAAAAUGGCGAGAAACCCAAAAAUAACGAUAGUGUUGGUCUAAAUAUAAAAUGGUACUGAUUUUUUAUAUCAUAUAAGUGUCUAAACAUACAUAUUUUUUAAUAAGUUUUGCGUUGUUUUUAAUUUAAUUUUGUUUUUAUGUAUAUUUUGUGUUUAUUUUUUAUAUACUUAUGAAUCUAUUAUACAAUCUUGAAUCUCAAUAUUUAAACUCAUUUUCUUAUAAAUUCUCUAUUGUUAUAGAUAACUGCUAACAAUAUACAUACGUUGUUCUCUAAGCAAAUUAACAAAUAGACUACUUAAUGAGUUUCAAAACGAUUCUAAUAAGGCAAAGAAAAGGGUUUAAUAUCUUAAUAAACAUUUCAAUUGUUAUUCAUUAAAAUUAAUCCAUUCAUUUUAUAUUCUGCAAUUAUAAUUGAAAUCAAUUCUCACACUUCAUUUCAGUUGAAAAUAGGUUUAAUAUUAAAAAAAUUUUAAAAGAAAUGUAUUAAAAUGUGCAAUAUUUUAUUAUAAGACUCUUCAUUAUAUACAUACGUAGUACAUAUGUAUUUAUUUGAAGUAAUUCAAAAAGACUUCAAAAAUACGAAAAAUUUCAUAAAUUAAAUUGUAUCUGGUUCUUGAUGAACUACAAAUUUAAUGAUUAUAUUUAAAUAAAAUCUAACCAAA
Molecule: messenger RNA, 2750 nt
Organism: Lucilia sericata (common green bottle fly)
Lineage: Eukaryota; Metazoa; Arthropoda; Insecta; Diptera; Calliphoridae
Product: putative mediator of RNA polymerase II transcription subunit 26
Exons: 3
Coding region: 249-2069 (606 amino acids)
Source: RefSeq, a predicted model, not a curated record